AUGACACUCACAAAUGCUGAUACACUACCAAUAGUAAUGACAUUUCUUGAUGUAAAAUCAGUGAUAUUAUCAUGUUCACUUGUAUCUAGAGAGUGGAAUCAUUUAACAAGAUUAAAUUCCAUAUGGAAGUUAAAAUAUGAACAAAUAUUCAUGGAGAGUGUAUUUAAUUGGACUAAACAUGUUACAAAUUCUUCUAAUGAUGAUGAUGAUUCCGAUUCUGAUUCUGAUUCGAAAGAUGAAUCUUCUGAUAAUUCAUCAUCUUCAGAAUCGGAAGGAAGAAAAAGAAAAAAAAGAAAGAAAAUUAAAAAGUCAAAGAAACAAAAAACAAGAAAAUCCAAUCAAGAAGAUUACUAUUGGUUUAAUUUAUUUAAAAAAUGUAUAUUACUAUUUCCUAUUUUAGAUAUUGAAUAUGAAAAUGUUGAACUACUUGCCAAUCAAUUAGAUUACAAUGAAAUUAAAAAAAUUACAAAUGUUCAACAAUUACAUGAAAUAAUUUACCACUUGAAAGAAACUAUUAGAAAUCAAGAAAAUGGUCAAUCUCAACUCACUUCUGAUUAUCAAUAUAAAUUUCACAACAGUAAGGCACUAACUCUAAACAAGGAAAUGAAAGCUAAUUUAAUGCAAUUAGCAACAAUAUUAACAGUUUUAUAUGAUGGACAAUCAAUAUUCUAUUUUACAGAUAAUGUUUUAAUUAGAGUUAAAAAGGAAAUGUGGCAAUGGGCUCAUGAAGAUGAAAUUGAUUGUUUUGAAUGUACUUUACCUGCUUUUUGCAUGUUGGUUCUCUAUCCUAAAGCUGAAGAAAAUAUUCCCUUAAAGAAGAUGAAGAAAAAGUAUCAUUUAAUGGUAUCUCCAUCUAUAGAAAAUCAUAAAAGGGAAGAAGAAUCAGACUCAGAAUCAGACAAUGAUGAUGAAAAAGAAGGAGGGAGAGUACUCAAUACAACAAAUUCAUGUUUCUGGUUAGAUAUGAUGGGAUACUCUGAACCUGAAGGAAAGAAUGAUAUUUGUUUUUGUAAUUACUUUGAUUGGUGUCCAAAUUUCAUUUCCUCAGAAAAUUCAACCAACAAUUCUCCAACCAUUAAUACAUCAAUGAAUACAAAGAAGAGAACUAUUCAGAUAUCAAAGUAUGAAUAA
Naegleria gruberi is the source of this 1131-nucleotide messenger RNA. RefSeq lists its product as uncharacterized. The record is from RefSeq and is a predicted model, not a curated record. Bases 1 to 1131 code for a protein of 376 amino acids. Gene Ontology annotation, molecular function: protein binding. Lineage: Eukaryota; Heterolobosea; Eutetramitea; Acrasida; Naegleriidae. The transcript has a single exon.